Molecule: messenger RNA, 1797 nt
Organism: Scylla paramamosain (green mud crab)
Lineage: Eukaryota; Metazoa; Arthropoda; Malacostraca; Decapoda; Portunidae
Product: ethylmalonyl-CoA/methylmalonyl-CoA epimerase-like
Exons: 4
Coding region: 652-1182 (176 amino acids)
Biological process (GO): L-methylmalonyl-CoA metabolic process
Cellular component (GO): mitochondrion
Molecular function (GO): methylmalonyl-CoA epimerase activity
Source: RefSeq, a predicted model, not a curated record
AUCAGAGAGCAAAUAAACUUUUUUUUUCUAUUCUUUAUACCUCAUUCUAUAACUACCGUAUUUUUCAGAAUUAUAUUUUCAACAAUUCAACAUUUUAAUUGCGCAUUCCCUGCAAAACAUGCCAUAAAACAGAGCCGAGGUAGAAGACUUGCCGAGAAAUCGUGAGAUCCGUUGGCGAGUGUUACCAAACAGUCAGUCGGUUACGCGCUUCGCCGGUGGUAAGCAGUAGCCUUCCCUUCACUCUGUUAUCUGAUCUGUGGAUGUUAUGAGGAAGUUACCGCAGGCAAGCCGUUUGGCUGACUACCUCCACAAGGGCAUUGUGCUGACUUGUGUUGGCAUCACUCUGUUUGGCACCAUGAACUUGGGCAUGCGUGUGUACAACUACUACUCUGUGAUUAAGCCCCAGCGUGACCGGGAGGAGGAGAGGCUCAGUCUUGCCGAGAGGGAAGCCAGUGCUGUCGAGGUGGAGAUGACCGAUACUGCCUUGCCCCUCAAGGCUUAGGAAAUAUUCUUUAAACUUUAACUCAUUCUAUUGAGAAGUUUUUGUUGCUUUAUCAUUUUAUUACAUUAUCACAGAAACUGGAAGUUUGGUGUAUUUUUCCUAAAGUACAAGUGAUUCAUUAACUCACACUGUAAAAGAACAUUACAACCAUGCUGAGGUCAGUGUAUUGUGCUGCUCGUCUGGCUGCCAGCCGUGUGCCUGGCAGUGCUGGCCACCGCUGGUUGAGCCAGACUGCUAUGCUGAGUCAGGCACCCACUGAGAUUCCCCCAGCACUCUGGAAGCUUGGCAGGCUGAACCAUGUGGCCAUUGCCACUCCAGACUUGGAGAAGAGCACUGCCCUCUACAGGGACGUGCUGGGGGCUGAAGUGAGUGGAGUGGAGGCACUACCCGAGCAUGGAGUGUACACAGUGUUUGUGAAGCUGGACAACACAAAGCUGGAGCUGCUGCACCCACUUGGGGACAACAGCCCCAUCCAGAAUUUCCUGGACAAGAACAAGAAUGGAGGGAUGCACCAUAUUUGCAUUGAGGUGAACGACAUUCAGGCGGCCAUGAAGGACCUCACCGCACAGAACAUCCGGUGCCUGAGCAAGGAGCCCAAGAUAGGAGCACACGGCAAGCCAGUGGUGUUCCUGCAUCCCAAGGACUGUGCCGGUGUGCUAGUGGAGCUGGAGGAGGUGUGAGGUGGGUUGGUGGGUGUGUUCCCUCUCCUAGCACAGGAACAGAGUACAGAUACUGAAUUUUUGUUUUUCCAUGCUUAUUAUUAUCAACAAGUUAGAAGUUUGGAAAAAAUGUAGUGAUGAAAUAAGAUGUGAUUACUGCAAGUACUAAUACCUUAUGAUAUACUGUAUUGCUGUGGUGCACUGUAAUAUUUUUUAGUUUUGUUUGAAAUAGUAUUGAGAUUAAGAAUGCAUUCUUUGCAUUGAUUUGUGGUUGGAAAUAAAGAUGUUGCUGCAUAAUGCAAUAUAGGUAACAUUAAACAGUGGUAUAGUGAUCUUGUUUUCCAGUAGAUCAUAGUUAUGUUUUAAAGGUUUUUGAGGUGUCAAAUGUUCAUCAAAUAGCUGAAAGAACAUUGCUUUUUGAAAAUAUAUUGCUUUUCCAUGAGGACUAGAUGACAAGUAUAUUUAAUAUCUAAAACUGUUGAAGUGUUUAGUUCCAUUGAAUAACCCAAGGAACACUGCAUUAGAAGACACUUUAUUUAGGUGAUUGUUUUUCUUAUAACUUGAUUAUAAAAAAUGUCAUAGAUGUUAUUACCAUCUGACCAGUUCACAUUGUGUAAAUAAAUAGAUUAUACCGAU